Molecule: messenger RNA, 2244 nt
Organism: Pelagomonas calceolata
Lineage: Eukaryota; Pelagophyceae; Pelagomonadales; Pelagomonadaceae
Source: the annotation of a GenBank genome assembly
AUGCGUGAGGCACCGAGUCCAGCAUUGAACACAUCAGAGGAGGAGGACGCCGCAGCCCUGGAGCCAACAGAGGACGCCGCAGCACCACCAACAAAACGCGGCCGCCACCGUGUCCUCGCCUGCGCGACGCUCGCGUCAAUCAUAAAUGCCUUCAUGUUCAUGAACUUUUCGCCUAUCGUCGAGCUCAGCCGGAGGCGCUUCCGCGCAACGGAAGGCCAGGUCUCGUGGCUCUACUCGGCGGCGCUGCUCGCCACGCUGCCCUGCUUCUUCGCCGGGGCGACGCGCAUGUCCAACGCGGACACGCAGCGCGGCGCCAUUCUCGCCAUACAUGGGUUGAACGCCGUCGCGGCGCUGCUGCGGCUCGCCGCCGUCGCCCGGGCGAGCUACGCCGCCGCCGUCGCCUCGUCGCUGGCGCUGGGCGCGGGCACGUCGCUCGUCGUCGCGUCUUACGCCGCCGUGCCGUUGUUGUGGCUGCCUCCACAGGAGCGCGCGGCCGGCGUCGCCUGGCUCGUGCAGGGCAAUUAUGCUGGGUGGGCCCUCGGGGCCGCGGCGACGCCGGCGGUCGUCGUCGACGGCCAUUCGUUCGGGCGAUUCAUGUUCCUCCAGGCGCUUGCGUGCGUCGUGAUGGUGCCGGUCGCGCAGCUCCUCCUGCCCGGGAGCGCGGCGACGCGGGAGCCGUUGCUCGAGGGGCCGCCGGUCGCGCGGGCAACGCUCGGGAAGACACUUACGGACCUGGCGCGGCGACCGCGCUGGUGCGUGGCGUGCGCCGCGUACGCGGUCGCGGCGGGCGUCGGCUUCGCCGUGCCCGCCGUCGUGGACGACAUUCUUGGGGACGUCUGCGGCGCGGCGCCGCGGCGCGCGGCGCGCGUCGGUGUGGUUUUCAUCUUGGCGGGCGUGGCCUGCGGCGCGUUACUCGGUCGGUGCCCGUGCGAGAAACGCCGGCGGCCGCUGCUCGUCGCGCUGCUCGCUCUCGGCGCCGUCGCGCUGGCCGCUCUUCACGUUGCGACGGCGCGGCCGCCGUGCCGGCCCCUCGACGCCUUCGGCGGCGCGGCUGUGGCGGGCGCGGCGACGAUCGGUUUUGUUGGGCCCGCGCUGGCCGAAGCAGCAGCGAGCGCGGGCCCGGACUCGACGGUCAUGGCGGGAGGUAUCGUGGAGUGGUGGAUCCAGGUCCUCGGCGCCGUCGUGACGCAGGCCGCGACGCGCCGGAACGGGUUCGCCGUCUGCGCGUGUGCGCAGGCCGUGGCUGCCGUGUUGCUGGCGGGGACGCUGCUUUGCCGACGGCCUCCUGAGGAGUAGUGUUUUUUGUUGUCCCCCUACUUAAGUAGCUGUCGCGACUGACUCCGCAGUCCAUUAAAACGGGUUUUACAGCUAAUUUUGCAAAUUUUGUGCUGAGCGUGCACGCGUAGGCUCGGCGCGCAUAUCGCGUGACUCUAGAUCGCGCCGCACGACCGGUGAUUGCAGGGGAGCGCGACAUUACAAGCUCGUGGCCCCUCACCUCUGAAUUGCACUGCAAGUACUAUCAUCCUCAGUGACGACUUCUAGCGGUCGCACCGGUCCUGCCUGCGUUGCAUUUAUUCCCAAACUACUUGCCCUAAGCAACAGGGGGACCUAUGGUGUUUCAGUUGGCAGCAUGAAUUCUACGCUCAAUUUUAUCGAUGGUCAUCAAAUUAGCUAUGCGGUGGCCGGCGCCUGCGCGCUUUUCCUCUUCCUGCUCUUGCUCUUUGAGUUACUACGGACGCGCCUCUAUUGGAUUUACGAGCCUCGCGUCCAUCGCGACGACUACAAGUCAAAGACGCCGCCCGCGCCAGACAGACGUUCUUCGUGGUCGUACUCCUCACGAUCGUGCUGAUCCCCGCCUGCGUCGCCUACUUGUACUUCUGCCGGAAUCGGAAGGCAAAGGUCGAGCAGCAACGCGUAGAGCCUGCCCAAAUUCGUCGAGCUCCCUCGCGCGAGGAGCUCGUCGUCGGCGGCGCCGCGCCUCCGCCGCGGCGAAGACAACGACGACAGAUCCACGUGCUCAAACUUUGGCUCUACGCCCUCGCCUUGGUCUUGUUCUUCGGGGGUUGGCUGGCCUGGAAGAACGACUUGAACGGAACGUGGUGCUUCCGCCGCGACUCGCCGUUCUAUUGGCUCCAGGGCCACGCCGUCUGGCACGUGUUGACGAUGGGCGCGCUGGGCUGCAUCUACUAAUUCUUUCGAUCAGAGAGACUCGUCGAGUAGCCACUCAUAAUUUAAAACAUGUAC